Molecule: messenger RNA, 1041 nt
Organism: Aspergillus luchuensis
Lineage: Eukaryota; Fungi; Ascomycota; Eurotiomycetes; Eurotiales; Aspergillaceae
Exons: 3
Coding region: 1-1041 (346 amino acids)
Molecular function (GO): protein binding
Source: RefSeq, a predicted model, not a curated record
AUGCAGCACACAGACUUGAUGCGGCCCGACGAAGAUUGGAGGCAACUAGCAGACGCCUCGGAAAGAAGAAAGAUCCAAAAUCGCAUCGCACAGCGUGCAUAUCGACGGAACAUGCGCGACCGAUUAAACAAGAUCGAGCAACUCACGAAACAGCUAAGAGCGUACGAGGAGCUCAACCUAGGGCUUCACAUCGCACGGAACGGAGAGAGCACAUCCGUAUAUCAGCAGCAACAGCAUCAGAGCAGCAGUAGCAGUCCCUCAACACUGCAGGUGCCACUGCCGCACGAAAACCGAGGGAGGAGCAGUGGAGGCUGCUCCCCUCCAUCCGAGUGGGAAGCUAUGAGUACGCCAUCAGAAGCAGAACCACAACCACAAGGACCAAGUGAAAGCAGGGAACAGUAUAUACCGGUACCACUCUCAGUUCCAAGAAGCACGCGAUUCAACUACAUGAGCCAGCAAGAAUGUGUAGCUUCAGCGGAGUAUCCACAGCGACCAAUCUCGGCAACCAACCUAAGAACAUCUGUACCUGCGUUUACAUGGCAGCCGCAGCAGAUAGAGAACAGGUCGCGAACCAGGACAAAUAGACAGAGAAAGGAAACAGGUGCAGAGCCUCUAACACCAGCGUCAAGUCUCCACCUCCCCAUAGGAGCAGAGAUGGAGAUGGAUAGGGACGGGAACGGGAUAGCCAAGUCCGAUGCAGCAGGGGUACCCGUACUGCCACUGAGCGCAGCUGAACUUUCUCCCAUGGCAGACGAGCAUUUUGCACCGGAGAUAGGGGACUGGACCGCUGAGAGUCAGAGUCAGAGUCUGAAACGGACUCCGUUGCUGCACAUGGCGGUUGCGGGGAAUCAUCUGGAUACGGUCAAGGUGCUGCUGCAGGAUGAAAGGGUCCUGAUUGAUGAGGAGGACAGCGAGGGUUUCACGGCUGUGCAGCGGGCUGUUAUGCACGGCCGGUCGAAGAUUGUUAAGCUGCUGCUUGAGCAUCAGGCUAAGACGGACCCGGGCCCCGGGUCCGGUAGGGGAGUCGAUUCACCUUUGUAG